Molecule: messenger RNA, 1859 nt
Organism: Branchiostoma belcheri (Belcher's lancelet)
Lineage: Eukaryota; Metazoa; Chordata; Leptocardii; Amphioxiformes; Branchiostomatidae
Exons: 6
Coding region: 1-756 (251 amino acids)
Biological process (GO): regulation of signal transduction
Molecular function (GO): G-protein alpha-subunit binding
Source: RefSeq, a predicted model, not a curated record
AUGAAAGUUAUCACACUGCAACCUGGCCGAGGGGAGCCCACAGCGGCAGACCGUGAGGAGCUCCUGUCACUGUUUGAUGUGGUUGCCAAGGGAACCAUCCCCAUCAAGCUGCUGUACUUCAUGCACUACCUGCUGCAGUACAAGGAGUCGGACUCAUGCCCCUUCCUCUACAACGACUGCUGGUUCUACAUAGAGACACAGAAGUUCAAGCAUCUGCAGGAGUCUGCUGCAGACAGUCUGGUAAAACAGAAGCUGCAGGUCAUCAUGCAGUGUUUCAUCGAGUCACAGGCAGAGCCUCAACUUCAGAUUGACAUCCCUCUGGACCAGGUGUCCAAAAUGCAAUACAAAGUGUACAACUAUGUGCACAACAAGGGGAAGGAUGCCCACUCCCCGGACCUGUUUGAUGAGUCCCAGAAGACAGUGUUCACAGAACUGUUACCCUACUGGGCCGGCUUUAACAAGCAGUAUGAACCUCCCAAGUCAGCUGGCAAGGGAAAACCAGUGACCCACAUUCACAAGCUGCUACAGCGACGACUGGAAAAGUUCAAGUCUGCCAAGCUGCCGCCUCUGGACAUGACGGUGCCUGACAAGGGUGACCGAGAGUCCUUCGGAAUCAGCGCUUUCAGUUUCUCCAUAAGUGAGGGGUUACAGUGGAAGUUUGAAGACAUAGACCUGUUGUCGGAGAGUGACAGUGAUGAUGACUCCGUCGGCACAGGAAAGAAAGUCACGUGGAUGCUGCCAGAUCUUGUUGAAUGAACGCAGCCUGGGAGAUGUUGAGUUAAAGGGCUUUCCUACAGAAGAUACAUUUUCUAUUAGCCAACUAAAAGAUGUGACACUCUACAGGCCAACACAUGACCAACUUGAAUCAGUUGAUUCUUUUCUAGUAAAAAUGGUGUUGUACAUAAUGUGAUAGUAGACAGUACACAGGUUGAUCUCAAGUUCAAUUUUUAACAUAUCAAGAAAAACUUCAAACUGAAUUAAUAAAGAAUCUUAGAUAGAGAAACUUAUUGCAAAGAGAAGAAAUACAUUAUUAUUAUAUAAUAGUUCUACAUGUUACAUGUGAUACCAACUUGGUGAUUAACUUAUGCAAUGUUGUGACUUUCUUACAAAACUCUAUAUGCCUUUUAGGUGUCAAUGUGUAAAAUAAAUUAGCUACAUGCUGCAAAAAUUGUGCCAUUUCCUCUCUUUAAAAACCGAAAUGUAUAAAGACAAAGGAACAUAUUUUUGUGGAAGUUAGAUUGGCGUGUAUAAUGUUGAUAUCCUCUGAUUUUACCAAUUAUUGUGCAUAUCAUAUUUUUUUCACUGUGUUUGUGUUUUUUUGUUUGAGAGAGAUUUCAAUCCGAUAUUUUGUAAUCUAUGGAGACUUUGCAUGACAAUAUAAUGUUAUAGUUACUUAGAAGUUUGACAAACUGCUAAACUGCUAAUUCCGUCCAAUCUCCUAUUUGCUUUUGUACUUAAAGUAUAUAAUAUAGUGUGCGCUUUGUUGAAUUGUUUAAAAUCUGAGCUAUGCCAGUGAUCAUGCCAAAUUAAUUAUGAAUAUUCAUGUUUUCUUAAUAAUCUUUAUUUGAUAAAAUGCUGCAAUCUGCUGUGAUUGAUUAAUAUUUAUACUAGACUUUUUACAGAGUUAUUAGCUCAUUUGUGGAUCUAUACUAUUUGUGCAACAACAAUGCUGAGAGUAGAUAUUAUAUUUUGUGCAAUGUUUGAACUUGCUAUCUUUUACAUAAUAAUAUUAAUACUGUAGAAUCCCAAAUUUAAAUGUUACCAAAUGUUGACCAUUGAGAUUAGCCCACUGCUGCUAGCUUUGGGACCUACUAGUAUUUUGAGAAGAGGUUCUGAAGAAUAUGAGAAUAAAAUGUGAU